Messenger RNA from Trichomonas vaginalis G3, 1107 nucleotides. Its product is annotated as platelet formation protein family. Gene Ontology annotation, molecular function: protein binding. Bases 1 to 1107 code for a protein of 368 amino acids. NCBI's taxonomy places the organism in Eukaryota, Parabasalia, Trichomonadida, Trichomonadidae. The record is from RefSeq and is a predicted model, not a curated record. The transcript has a single exon.
AUGAACUCAAAACAAUCCAAAUUUACGCAUCUAAUUCAGGUAUUGUUUCCUCGCCAAAUCUUCAAUUAUCCACAUCCUAAGCGUAUCUACACUCGUCAGAUGUCUAUCACUCGUCUUAUGCUUUUAGGUACUAAACUUUGUUGGAACAUUCUUAUGAAAUUCAAAUCACCAGUUGUUUUCAUCGGUCAAUCUAAUAAUUCCAUUCCAAUAUUGACCGCACAAAGUGAUUUCCUUUCUAUUCCUUUGUCAUCCAAAUGGCGAAGUUCAGUUCAAGACAACAGUAUCAAACAAGUCCCUCUUGCAACAAUCAAGAAAUAUGUUACAUUGGCAGAUACAGAACAUAAUUUCUUUGUUAUCACAAGUCGUAGUUUCGAAUACAUCCAAGAAAGUUGUUUAUUUGUUGCAUCAUCUCCAUGGGAUUCCACAUUUCAUGUCUUCAAAGUUGAAUCGAAUUCAGCACAUUACAUUUACUCACAGCGUCAGAACAGCUCAUUGAUCUCCGGUGUUACAAGCAGCCACAAGAAAGGUUUGAUUGUCACUCGUUGGCAAGAUUCAUCUAUUUCCGUUUGGGAUGUUGAGAAACCACAACAAAACUGUUUCCUUUACCGAAUUCAACCACAUUUGACAUCAUUAGUUGAUGUUGAUGUUUGUUCUAACUUGAACAUCAUUGUUUCACUUGACAAGUCACGUACUGUUAUCAUGACUAAACUUUCAAGUGGUCAUUACAUGCGUCAUUUCAUUGUUGAAGGUAAUGAUACAUUGAAGAAAUUGUUGAUUGUUUCAGCCGGCUACAUCAUCAUUGCAAGCGAAUCAUCAACUAAUGGUCGUUUUACAAGCACAUUUCGAUGCUACACAUUCAACUCCAUUCUUUUGAAGACAUUUUCAUAUGAAUCAACAUUGUCAUGUCUUGCAUGUAUCAAAUCAUCAACAUCUCCAAUGCUUGUUGCAUCAUUUUCGGAUGGCCAUUUCUCAUUGAUCGAAAUUCCACAGAUGCUUGAAAUCAUUUCUACUAAGAAAUUCACGAUGACAAACAUUGUUUAUAACGAAGAACAUAACUGUUUAUUUGCAUCUGAUUCUAAUGGCAACUUAUUAUAUUUAGACCUUUAA